GGUCCAUCCACCACAUUGACUGCAGGCCUUAGCGCAGUGACCUGUCAUCCGGCCAAAAGAUAGCAGCCUAUGGGAGCCAAUCCAGGUGGAUUCACUGACAUCUGGUUGGAAGCUAGACGAAGCUAGAGCGAACGGAUGCUUCCUUCCGGCCCUUAGCGUGCAGACAUUCUCUCAUCCGAAGAGCUGUCAGAUAUCAAGAUUAUGGGAUCCGAUGCGGAUACGGGCUGCUCUAAUACGGAGUGGGCCAUAGCCUGUCCAUUGUAUAUCUACAUAAUUAUAUGCAGCAGAGGACGUCUUUGUUUGUGAAACUGCCCAACGAUGUAGCCUUGAUUCUAUCGCCGAUUUGCAACAAGCUUGGCAGAACUUUACCCUGGUGUCGAUCCUCAAUGGAUAGAUCUGGGUUAGCCCUUGUUCUCUAUAAUUAAAGAAAGAACAUCCCAUGUUCACACAGCUUGUCCGUCCAGACUCUACUAGUCACGGAUGUCAAUAUGUCACCAGAAGAGCUCGAUGCCCUGCUCGAGGCUCCGGCUCUUGUACCGCCGCCCGGGGUCACGCCGAAUUUCGACAAUCCUAGCAGCCACAAUGACUAUGCUUGGGGUAUAACAACGGUCUGUAUGGUCGUUGCGACGCUAUGUCUCUGUCUGCGAUGGUAUGUCCGGAUCUGGUUGGACAGGAGAGUCCGUAUUGAGGAUGCUUUAACAAUCGGUGCAUAUGGCGCCUACUGGGGUACAGCUUACGCUGCCUAUGGGAUGAUUUACACUCCUGGCUACUAUGUCCACACCUGGGACCUUCGUAACCGGGACCUCAUCCGACCGCUCUACCUCAUUCUAGUUUAUGGUUGUUGCUACUCCGCAACCCUCCCACUGAUCAAGACAGCCAUCUUGAUGGACUGGUGUCGUGUGUUUGUUAGCGUUAACCGAACAAAGAGUUUCUUCUGGUGGGGAUGCAUGACUGUGUCAUUUUUUCAAUGCCUCUGGGGGCUCCUCUGUAUCCUCCUUCUCAACAUGCAAUGUCGCCCGCACAGAGCUAUUUGGGAAUUCUACCUUCCAAGCAAAUGCUACUCACUCCCAGAUGUUAUGCUCUGCUCCGCGGCCGUGCAAGUCAUCUCCGACGUGUGCAUGUUUCUGCUACCCCAGAAGAUGAUUUGGAGCCUCCACAUGAACUGGCAGAAGAAGAUGGGCAUUUCAAUCAUUUUUGGUGUCGGUAUUCUCGCCUCCAUUGCGGCCUGUUUCCGCCUAGCCCAUACCGUCACCUUCGCCAAGUCAACCGACACCAUGUACUUCAUUGGGCCCCUUCUCUUCUGGGCCUGCGCGGAGAUGACCUGCGGUUUCUUCAUCUUCAGCGUGCCAUGCCUAUCGAAGCUAGCCAUGGAGUCCGGACUGCGGAGCCGAUUGUCCAGCGCUCUCGGUCUCAGUGACAAGUCUGUCAGCGGUCCUUCUGACAAAGGUGCAAACCCCAAUUCAGGGCCUCGGGCUAAGCCCAAGCCAUGGAGGAUUUCAGAGACCAACUACUCGAAGAUCGAGGAGGGCAGUGCUAUACCGCUGACAAACGUUUCAGUGACGCAGCAUGACCCCAGCGAGGGGCGCCUUUCACGCGAUGAAAACCGCUCUCCGAUGAGUGUGGUUCGGACCAUGGACGUCAACGUCAGCUCUACCGAUGGCACUGGUGUUAAGCUACAAGAUCACCGCGUCCCUUGGGAGCAUUAGCUAUCAUGUUCGCAACUGGCGGUAUCUGGCGUUUCGGGGGCACAAUACGAUGGGAAGGUACG
Messenger RNA from Aspergillus pseudonomiae, 1768 nucleotides. RefSeq lists its product as uncharacterized. The record is from RefSeq and is a predicted model, not a curated record. The coding region runs from base 489 to 1706 and encodes 405 amino acids. The transcript is spliced from 5 exons. Lineage: Eukaryota; Fungi; Ascomycota; Eurotiomycetes; Eurotiales; Aspergillaceae.